AUGGAAGCACCAUGCGUUUUGGCAUUAGGUGGAAAAGCUCCUGCGGUGGUAAAACAUGAUUUUCUACAUGUCGUGUUCCAUUCAUCACCUCAUAUCCCUCUCCAUGUCCUCAACGACGCCAACAUUAAAGAAGCAGCAAAAUCCAUCGUCACCGGCGCCAUGCUCCAUUCUGGUCAGAUGUGCAUGUCUACCAGACGUGUUAUCGUACAAAGCAGAGUUGGGAAAGCUCUCACGGAAGAAAUUAUCAACCUUGUUGGGCAACUGAAAAUCGGAGAUCCUAAUGAGGAAAAACUGGGAUCACUUUUCUCUGAAGAUCACGCCGAGGGCGUGUUGAACUUAUUGCGAGAAUCGCAAACGGCAGGGGCCCAAAUUUUGUUUGAGAGUGUGUCCAGGCAGGGGGGUGUUGUGGAACCACAUGUGGUGAUGGAGGUGAAGCCUGGGAUGAAAUUGUGGGAUCGAGAGUCGUUUGGACCUGUGCUUGUCAUUUCGGUCGUCGAAACUGUUGAUGAGGCUGUGGAACUCGCGAAUGCUUCGAACUAUUCGCUGACCUCUUCACUGUGGACGUCCGAUCUCUACAAGGCUCAGGAAGUCGCGUCGAGGAUUAAUGCGGGGUACACGAACGUCAAUGGAAGCACGAUCCACACUGAACCGACACUCGCAAUAAGUGGCUUAGGCGGCUCUUCGGGUUACGGUCUUUUCGGAGUAGAUGACUUCACGUAUGAAAAGUCGGUGGUGGUUCAUCCGGCGGGACAGCCGUCAUUAUUAUUCGAUUGA
Molecule: messenger RNA, 774 nt
Organism: Marasmius oreades (fairy-ring Marasmius)
Lineage: Eukaryota; Fungi; Basidiomycota; Agaricomycetes; Agaricales; Marasmiaceae
Exons: 4
Coding region: 1-774 (257 amino acids)
Molecular function (GO): oxidoreductase activity, acting on the aldehyde or oxo group of donors, NAD or NADP as acceptor
Source: RefSeq, a predicted model, not a curated record